AACCUUCAUCUCGACUCAACGCGUUCUGGAGUCGCAUCGUUCAUCCCCCCCUUCACGGAAAACUCCACCGCAGUGCUUUUCGCCAGGCGCACUCCACUCCAAUACACCUUGAUACUACACUACAGCAGAAUUCACUAAAGUUUAUUCUAUAAGCUUCACUCCUCUUGUAAUAUUACCCAACCAUGGAUUCGCCCAGCUCUACACCCAACAAGUCAAAAAAGAGUACCAAAAAGCAGGCCCAGAUAUCGUCACCUGCAAAAUCCACAUCGAGCCAUUCCCGUACAUCCGCGUCCCCGUCUUCAUCCCCUAGCAAGAUUAAGUCGCCGUUAAAACCUCGACGAGAGGAAGACCUUUCAUACUUGGAACGACCAAAAGUACCGAAGCCAACGCAAUACCCGCCGCAGCCCCCGUUGAAUGCCCGGUUCGAGCGCCCUAAAACAAGAGCGCAUCGCGUCUCGGAGGCUGACUCGGAUCCAAUAGAGCCUGGAGGGCAUCAGGCAAUGGAGACAUCACGAUCGACAACAGUAACGCUUAUGGACUCCACUACUACAGAAGAAGUGCCGACAGCAUGGGAAGUACCACCGCCCCCAGAAACAGGGGAAGAGGACGAUGCUUCUAAUGAUACCAUGGAAUUGGUGCGGGCGGAGCAGGUCGAGGAUGCAUUGAAGGAUGUCAUGACGGAGGAAGAGACAGCAGGCCAUGCAGCAGGAUGUGCACCUUUCAGCGAUUUUGAGGCGGUUACCGUAUCUGAAGUACCCUCGACCACAGCUGAGAUACUGGUGACAGUGUCGAACACGGAGGAAACGGGCGCUGGACUCGGGGAAACAGCGCCCGACACUCUGAUCCCGGAUGAGGAUAGAAACCGCACACCACCUCCCACCACUAUCGACAAACUUGUACCUCACUCUGGCACACCAAUAACGCCUGUCACUAUACCCGCGCAGAUUGCAGUCGUUAAUGCUUCGCCCAGCAAGCGUGUCGCGUUCUCGCCCAAUAAACAGGAAUCUCGACUUUCCAAUCCCAGCACACUGCUAUCGCACACCAAAUUGAAGAGUAUUUUGAAACCACCAGCACCAUUUCGUAUCGAGGAAGCCGACAAUGAACGCAGUAUAGCCCCCAUAUCAGAAGCGGAGCCGUUUAUAACAGAUGCGAUGUUCGCCCUGACUUCAGAGGACCCGCAAUUGAGAGCGGCGACGUAUUUGGAUUUGCAGGCAAAACUCAGGAUGGGAGAUGGCAAAAUGUAUCAGAACGAGGUUCGGGAAACGAUCAGGAGAUUUACAGCGUACUCGUGCAGAGACUUGGACCCAAGUAACCCCUCGGCUCUGGUGCAAGCGGUGUUGAAGUGCAUUGGAUUUUACUUUUUCAACCAGAGCUUUGCAGCGUUAUUUACAGCCCAGGAGCUCGAUCCACUUAUGAACAGAAUCCUGCAUAUUAUCAACACUACCAAUGAAAAGCCUACUUGCACUCUUGCCAUCUGGUGCUUUGUCACAUCCAGAGUGCCAUCCCGACUCCUGACACCAUAUAUCACACGAAUGGUUCAGGUAUUUUCGGAUAACUUGGACAAUCGCUUCCAGUCUAUGGCUAUCAGCAGCGAGUCGCUCGUGGGAUUGUUCUCUUUGUUCAGCCAGUUUCCAGGCGAUAUUUUGCCACAUGUUCAGACAUGGCUUAUUCCUGUGAUUUCGAAACUUGUGGUCAAGGUUCCUGGUAUCCGCUCCAAGGCCUUGGAGCUCAUCACGAUGGCGACACCCAAACUGAUCGAGAAAGAGGAUCCACGGCGGAAGGAAGCCGUCACCAAAUUUAUGAAUGAACGCUUUACGGAGUUUUUCGAGUCGUUGACAAAGAAUUUCCUGGAAAACGGCGAUGAAGUAUACGCCGUAACUGUUUGGGGCGCCAUGGUCACAUUGAUCGGCAGAGACUUGCAAAAGAGGUCCUUCCUCAAUCCUAUGCUCAAGAUGGUGGAGAAAUGCUUCAACACAUCGUCGCAGCGGAGAACUGAAAUCAAAAUGGCGGCAUACCAGGCCUGGACACGACUUAUUUAUAAUUUUGCAGCUGCAUCUCUUAUAUCGCACGAGAAGCCUCUCAAACUUCUAUUAACGCCGAUCACGAACUGUUUUUCUGCGGAGAGGCACAAACGGGUUCGACUUGGAUGCACCAGCACUUGGUUCGCGCUGAUCUAUGCCCUUGGACCCUACUUACCAAAGAAUGCGGAUGAGGUCCUCUUUCCUCAGCUAAUGCUCGCAGUUGUGGACGAUUCGGAACACAUCCGCGAUGUGACACUGAGACUUCUUGUUGCUCUAUUUUCCAACUCUGGGGGCCAAGAACUCGUGGAAGGAACUCAGUAUAUCGUGCCAGGAACAAUAACAUUUGCGGAUUUACGCGGGAGAGACGAAACCUGGGUCCGAACAGAAUUACUGGCUCACGGGCUGGAUUGUAUCUACCAGACCAUUCGACUACAACACAAAAUUAGCGACUCUAGCCGUGAAGAAUGGAGAUGCAGCGCGCUGACCGGAUUGCCAAUAUUAACAGAACGGUGUGCCAGAACCUGGGAAAGUAUCGUCAAAGCAAUUCGUGAUCUCAACUUGCAGGAGAGAGGAAUGAAGGCAACCGCGGACGCCAAUCAGUCCUUGUCCUCGCUACUAUUCUUUAUCGAAAGGGUUUCGCACUGCGAUCCGAAGACUCUAAUACCGAUUGAAUGGCCUGAUACAAAUCAGAAGGAAAUUGGACUGUUGAAGCGAGACCCCGCCAUGGCAGGAUACAUUCUUCGAGCGGAUAUUGUACACUACUUUUAUGUCAGCGUGAUCGAGGCCUUCAGCAUCAAGACUUUAGUCGCCGCCCGGUACACGAUUCGCGACAAGAUUCAUGCGGAUGUUCAUAGUGCCAUCAAACAAGUGUCGGAGCCGCCAUCACAAGCGAGUGAAGUGACUGAACCGCAAAAUGAGACAACAAAGGGGGGGCCUUUGCCGAUCCCACAAGAGGCAUCACAGGAGACGACGCUUACUCCAAUUGAAUUCAUCCUCAAGUGCUGGCUGGCAACAGGAGAAUCGGUUAUCGGAACGGCUUUUGAGACAUCGUUCUGGCAGGCAGUAGCGACACUGGUGGAUAUGUCCAAGAGUGGAUAUCGCGUACUGGGCGCCCUUUAUAAGUGUUUGGACCACAUGGAGGACAUCAGGGCCAAGAGACAGACUUCGAACGAUCUUGUGUGGCCAUCUGAGUCCAAUGGUCCCGUUACGCCGAUGGUCUUCCGCGAAUACCAGUGCAAGUACUGGAGUAUUGUCGCCCAGAGACUCGGGAUGACCAUCAAUAACAGAAAUGAGCUCUCGGAGAACACGACGGCAGGGGAACAAACGGGCUACAACGAACUCUUCGACCUAUUACUUUAUCCCUUUGGUAUCUUGAGCGAACCGGCGGAGACAAAAGCAAAGCUACUCGAGAUGGACCACAGCCAAAGGGCGCAACUUACGCAAGAUGCAGACUCGAUGCAAACAAGGCUGCAGUUUAUUGAAAAGUUCAAAGCGAUCAGUAUGCCAACCUGGACGGACUUGGUGCGGAUUUUUUACAGGAUUGCACAGCAUAAGCGCGGAAAUGCUAAUGAUGCUCUGAACACGCUCGCCAAGUUGAUCCGAGAAUCCUAUGAUACUACAUUGGAAGUUGACUGGAUUCAAUCGUUGAGUAUCACCUGCACGAGCGCGAUCGCCGAUACCAUACUCCUGGUCUACCCUGUAGGUUCUCAGGCACAAGGCUCGUCGUCUGGACAUGGCCACAAUAAGCAGCUUGACAAACACUCCUUCGGCGAACUUUUAAAUCUUGGUUCGUUCUUGUUUGGGGAGGCAUACAAUUGUGUUGAGAGGACCAAGAAUAUUUCUGGUCUUGCCUCUAUUCCGUUAGACCAGGAAGCUGCGUUUUUAAUGAUGGAAAAGAUCAUCAACAAGGCUCCAGUGCCGCUUAUCUUUAGAUGGCUCCAGCUACUUGAGCAGCCAAUCAUUCGCUGGCUGGAUGAUCCGCGUAUGGUCAUCAGGAACCUGCCAAAGGUCGACCGUCGAGCUUAUCAGGCCAAGAUUGAGGACUUUUGGAGCACUUGCGUCUUGGCAAGACUGAUGAGCUGCUCGAAUGAUGGAAGUAAUGAUGGAUUGACGAGCGCUUUCGGUACGGUGUUGGAGGCUCAUGUUCCAACCAUCCGAGGCGCUGUUCAAAAAGCCCAGGCCAGUCGUGCGACUGGGGACACGCCUUCAUCAUCAACGACAACAGUUGCAGAGCCAUACAAUUCUGAGUCUCUGGCUAUUUUGGCGCCGCUGCUGUUUGCAGGCCUCAAUUCGCUCCGAAAGCCCAUCGUUAACAAGACUCUGGAGUUUUGGAAUAAGACCUUUGGCCGCUCCAAGGCGGACUUGGUGUAUCCGGAGAUGAUUGUGUCGAUUAUGCGGCAGUUGAAGCUGGUCGCGACCAUCAGCCUUCCUGGAUGGACGUUUGAAGACAUCUCCCAGACGGAGGUCCCGCAAUUCGCAUCGCUCUCACAGGAGCUAUUCUCUCUGCCAGUGGAAUUAAAGGCUCGGACAAGCCUCUCGAGGCUGCUUAAGCAGAAGGCGGAGGCUGCAGCUCAGCAAACGGCGAAGAAGAGAAGCAAGCAGAAACCUGAUAUUACGACUAACGGUCAUCAGAAGUACAUUGCCACUACAAUCUAUACUUCUUCCACAGCACACCCCGGUUCUCCCAUGACUAAUGAUGGCAGUGAGACUGACAACAGCACGGCAACAAGUGCUACCAAUAGCCGUGCUCCAUCGCCCGCCGCUCCGUCGACACCUACUCGCAGCAGGAAUCACACGCCGGCAGGAGAUUCAGACUGCUCUGUACAGUCCAACGGGGAAAUCAAGAAGGACAGGAAGCGGAAGAAGACCAGGAUUGUACAUUCUCUAGCCAUCGAUCCGUUGACAAAGACCCUCGUGGGACGAACGAGCGAAAAGAGCGUCAGCGGUACGCCUGAGGACUCUGCGGAUGAGGUCGAGAUCUCAACGCCAACAAAGAAACCAAGAAAAUCGAACGCUAAGACGACUGUCCUCCCAACGCCUCCUGUCUGGCGAAUGCCCACGGCACUCAAACCAUUACACGGACCAGCCAAGGGCAAGUCGUUGCCAAAGGCACAGAUGGCCGCGUUCUCUGGAUUUCCUGAGAUGGAUCCCAGCUCGGAAAAUAACUUUGAAGUGAAACCAAGGACGCGUUCUGGAACUGAGAACCAGGAAUCGGUGUACUUUCCGGCCUCUAAAGUGUCGACGAAUGCAAUGAAUGAUGCAUCUGCAACCCAUGUCGUUGAUGGGCAGGAAAAGGAUGCACAGGGCGAUAUGACAAUGGAUACCUCGUCUGCACUGCUUAUCUUUCCUUCUUUGAGAGAAACGGAAGGAACAAAAAAUAGAUCCAGGAGCGGUCAGCAGGCUAUUGGAUCGUCAGAUGCAGCUUUCUUUGAUGGCAGUACAUCUCCGAACGUUUUUUAUUCGGCUGGAUCGGAGGAGGCAAGGAGGGCGCCAGAGGCAAGCGAUGACGAAGAAGCUGGUAUCCCUCGCGAUCAGUUGACCGAAAUAGUGCAGAUGGAAGAAAUGAGAGCUGUGGAUGGUGCGAUCUCCACACCCGCGUUUGCACCUGGCCUCGCACCGACUCCUAUGGAGUUUGUAGCACCGAUUGAGACAGGAGAAGGAUUUGCGAUGGCUGUGCGACGCCUGGUUGAGGCGCGUGCAAUAGUCGGGCAGUUGAGCAUGAGGGAGCUCUUUGAAGUGCAGAAUCAGCUAAUGACACUUAAUCAAGCGAUUUGUGGAGUCUGGGGCCAGUUUGUUGAAGAUGACUCGAAGGAUUGCGAACGCACUGAUAUCCAACAAUAGAGCUAUCUCAGCCAGCAAACAGCCGUCUGAGGACAGUAUCAAUGGAAGUAGUCCUACCCCAAUGGCAUUAGCUAGCAUUUAACGUUAACGUUCGUUGUUAUUACUGACAAUCAUAAAGUCUCUGCGUCCUUUGGUUCCCCCGUCCC
Molecule: messenger RNA, 6007 nt
Organism: Gamsiella multidivaricata
Lineage: Eukaryota; Fungi; Mortierellomycota; Mortierellomycetes; Mortierellales; Mortierellaceae
Product: Rap1-interacting factor 1 N terminal-domain-containing protein
Exons: 17
Coding region: 183-5861 (1892 amino acids)
Biological process (GO): telomere maintenance
Cellular component (GO): nucleus
Source: RefSeq, a predicted model, not a curated record